This is a messenger RNA of Mucor mucedo, 1536 nucleotides long. RefSeq names its product microtubule associated-domain-containing protein. The transcript is spliced from 5 exons. Lineage: Eukaryota; Fungi; Mucoromycota; Mucoromycetes; Mucorales; Mucoraceae. The coding region runs from base 9 to 1517 and encodes 502 amino acids. The record is from RefSeq and is a predicted model, not a curated record. Gene Ontology annotation, cellular component: microtubule organizing center.
CAUCAAGUAUGAACAACACAAUCGACGACCAAUUAUCCAUGUCCGAUGUCUCCUUGCUGGGCGGGACCAACUCACCAACUGUCUCAACCAAUGGCGAAUCAAGUCAAAGUGGCUCAAGAAAAAGAAAGGCCGUUGCCAUUAAGUCUCUCAGAAGUCAGGAGAAGAUCAUUGAUAAUUUAAAAAAAGAGAACUUUGACUUGAAACUGCAGCUAAAUUUCUUGAUGGAACGACUGAACCAAAUGUCUCCAGAAAACUGUGAGAAAUUAAACCAAGAAAAUAUUAAAUUAAGAGCAGGCGUUCAAUCACUCUCUGCAGACUUAAAAGAAUCAAAGGAAAUAAUCUCUGAACUCAAUGAAGAGAUUAACGAUCUGCAAAAUCAGCAUGAAUGUCCUUCCUGUAGUAAUCAGUCGGACUCAGAGUCAGCCGAAAACGAGCUGGAACAAUUAAAAGAGGAUCUGCAAGAUAAAGAAGUCGAACUCCAAAACAAAAGAGAUGACUUCGACCGCUUAAAGACUCACUUGGACCACAUAUACGCCGAUUAUGACGAUUUACAAAACGAGUACGAGAUCCUGAAGAAGAAAGCCUCGUCAAACCCAUCAAGUGACAACCAGACAGAUGAUUUAAUCAAAGCAGUUCAAGAAUUGGAAGAGGACAACGAGAAAUUAGUUGCAGCCCUCCAAAGUAGAAACCAAGAUGUCGCUGCUUUAGAUGCCGAAGUAGAAAAGCUUUUAUCACAUUUGGAUGAAAAGGGUAUGGAUGGACCCGUGAAUAAAAAGGGUGUGGGUGGGCCCGUGAAUGAAAGGGGUAUGUGUGGACCCAUGAAUGAAAAGGUGAUCAAGCUGGAAGAAGCUUUACAAGAGAGAGAGGAAGUAAUUCAGGAGAGAGAAGACGAGAUCGAUAUCCUCAAAAAAGAACUUAAAACAGUAACAGAAUCACACGAUGAAGACAUCAAAGCCUUUGAAGAACAUAUGGCUAAAGCCCAAGCCGAGUUCAACGAGCAAAGGCAGUUGAACCAAGAACUAGUCGAGGAACUUGAAAACACCAAGAAGUAUUGCCAAGAUGACCUCACGAAACAAUACAACGACAUGAUUGUCUCUAUUAGAGAGCGAGAUGUUCGACUUGCAAGCUUACAAGGUAACUUCGAGCAACAAGCAGACACGAUGGAAAGAGAAAAGGAUUUGUUGCUGGAAGAUAUAGUAGAAUUGAAAGACACAAUUCAUGAACUAUUCGAUGCAUUGAACAGGCAAGAAGAGAAUGUCAUCGAAUUAAAAAACCAAGUGAGAAGGAAGGAAGAAGAUGUCAGAAGACGUCCUAGUUCUGAAGAAUUUGCUAGUACAAUACAAAGACAUCAAGAAGAACUAGAUGCUAUUCAACGAGAAAGGAAUGAAGCAAGAGAUGAGAACCAAAGCCUUCAGGCUGGUUAUCGUGAUAUGGAGAAGAAGUAUCACAUAAUAAGAAAAAAGAAGUACUUAUUAACAAAACUUCUGGAAGAGCACCAAAUAAUAAACUGUGCAUAAUGUUUUUAGUUUACAUGAA